This is a messenger RNA of Acanthaster planci (crown-of-thorns starfish), 1599 nucleotides long. Its product is annotated as actin-like protein 6B. NCBI's taxonomy places the organism in Eukaryota, Metazoa, Echinodermata, Asteroidea, Valvatida, Acanthasteridae. The record is from RefSeq and is a predicted model, not a curated record.
CACCUAUUGAUAUGGCCAUAUUAUUGUGUGCAUGUGGCGCGUCCGUUUGCUGGGAGAGAAAAGUGAACAAAAAUCUUGACGGACAGGCAAACUUACCCACAGUAAACUGUUUUGGUCAUCAACAAUGAGUGGAGGUGUCUAUGGAGGAGAUGAAGUUGGUGCUUUGGUAUUCGAUGCUGGUUCCUUUUCUACCAGAGCUGGGUAUGCAGGGGAAGACUCGCCAAAGGCUGAGAUUCCAACGGGGGUAGGCGUCCUAGAAAACAAGGAGCUGGAAUCGUUAGACAUCGACGGGUUGGGCGCGCCGUCGUCCAUCCGCGACGGAAACAAGAAGAAAUACAUCAUUGAUGUCAACUCCCUGAGUGUGCCGCGAGCGGGGAUGGAGAUGGGGAACCCACUUAAGGAUGGCAUGGUGGAUGACUGGGAAAUGUUUGGUGCCUUGUUGGAUCACAUUUACAAACGUUACAUCCAGUCGGACUCAGCUGAGCACCCAGUGCUGAUGGCAGAACCGCCGUGGAACACAAGACACAAGAGAGAGAAGUUGACAGAGGUGAUGUUUGAGAAGUACAGCAUACCAGCCUUCUUCCUGUGCAAGAACGCAGUAUUGACAGCAUUUGCAAAUAUCCGCUCUACUGGGCUGGUUAUAGACAGUGGGGCAACACACACAACAGCGACCCCGGUACACGAAGGCUAUGUCUUACAACAGGGCAUUGUCAAGAGUCCCUUAGCGGGAGAUUUUGUCACCAUGCAGUGCAAAGAACUCUUUGACGAGUUGAAAAUAGAAGUGGUACCUCCGUACCUCAUAGCCUCCAAGGAAUCAGUCAAAGAGGGUGCACCUGCAAACUUCAAGCGGAAGGAGGUGCCACAGGUGACCAAGUCCUGGCACAGCUACCGAGUCAAACAGGUACUACAAGACUUCCAGAUCACAGCGCUGCAGGUGGCAGACACGCCUUAUGAACCGGAGGCCGCUGAUCAGUUGCCGUCAGUCCUGUACGAUUUCCCCAACGGCUACCAUCAGGAGUUUGCCGAGGAACGAGUCCGCAUCCCAGAGGGCCUGUUUGAUAUCUCACACGUCAAGGGAUUUGAAGGGAACACCAUGUUAGGUGUCGGUCAUGUAGCCAGCACGAGCAUUGGACUUCUAGAUGCUGACAUCAGAGCGGCUAUGUACAGUAAUGUCAUAGUGACCGGAGGCAACACCCUGCUGUCUGGAUUCAUAGAACGCUUGCAGAGAGAGCUACAGAACAAGGCACCACAGAACAUGCGCCUGAAGAUCAUUGCUCCUUCGGGUACCACAGAGAGACGGUUUAGUGCAUGGAUUGGUGGUUCCAUCCUUGCCUCCUUGGGCACCUUCCAACAGAUGUGGAUAUCCCGACAAGAGUACGAAGAAGCUGGUAAAAGCUGCGUGGAAAGGAAAUGCCCAUGAACUGUUAGUUUUCACAGUGUUCCUCACCAGGUCUGCCACCCCCAACGUCCCCUACACACCAGGCAGUAUUUUGGCACAGGAAGCGUGUCAAGACUCGGGAUGUUGGUAUUCCGUUCAGAACCUGCAAGAGCCUUCAUGCUGUGUUCGUUAUCGUGCAUUAAGCAAGCCAGAGUGGCCUU